Solenopsis invicta (red fire ant) is the source of this 3028-nucleotide messenger RNA. RefSeq lists its product as uncharacterized. Bases 203 to 769 code for a protein of 188 amino acids. The record is from RefSeq and is a predicted model, not a curated record. The transcript has 3 exons. Lineage: Eukaryota; Metazoa; Arthropoda; Insecta; Hymenoptera; Formicidae.
UAGAUUUCCGAAAACACCCGAAAUACGAAAAAAAUGGAUCGACGCUUGCGGAUUCCAUGAAAAAGAUGUGUUCAAAAUUUAUAUUUGCUCACAUCACUUUGAUUUACCUAAUAACACUGAAAAGAGAUUACCUCCUGGGGCUAUACUCACUGUACAAAUAACUGUACCAAAUCAAUCAGUUGAAUUAUCAAAUGCAUCAACAAUGAGAAGUACUACAGUGAAUACGUCGAAAUCAUUUGAAGUAAACAUCUUCAAUGCUGAUUGUGCUAACGCUGUUCAUUCAAUAUCGGAAGCUUUAACUUAUCAUUCAUUGCCAAUAAUAGAAAAUACUAGUGCGUCAAAUUCAUCUGAAGAAAAUAUUACAUCUCCAAUUGUAUCUAAUGAAAUAGAUUUUGAUGAUGAAGUUCAGCCAAUAUCCGAAGUUUCCACUUAUUAUCCAUCUUGUGAAGAGAACAUUUCUCCUCCUCGAAAGAAAUGUACGUUUGCAGAGCCAAGAUAUAUCUCAGAAAUUAAUACUAGUGACGUUAGCACACCGAGAAGAGCGAGAAAAGUAAUCAGUUUUAUUAAACAAAAGGAUAAAAAGAAAAGUGAACAAAUUAAAUCUUUACAAGAUGAAAACAGAAGACUUCAAAAGAGAAUUGUUACAUUGCAAGAACUAGUAUCUCAUUUGAAAGAAUCAAAAUUAAUUUCUGAAGAUGUUGCAGAUAAUUUAAUAGUAUGUUAUGGACUAAUAACGUAUGGAAUAUUUUUUCUUAGGCUGGGUUGUUAAUUAUUAUGAAUAAUUAAUUUUUAGGAUAUUUUUUAUAAUUAUUAAUAAAUGAAUCGUAGAGUCAACUUAAAGGUGAUAAAAUAAGUAUUAUAAAUUUGUUUCAAUUAUUUUCUUUCUAUUAUAUUUAGAAUACAUUACCGGAAAGUGUGAAGGCGAUAAUAUCAAGAAAAAUAGGAAAAGGUGGUACUUAUUCUCCUGCAAUUCGCAGCUUUGCAUUAACAUUGCACUUUUAUUCACCUAAAGCAUUUAAUUAUGUACGAGAAAAGUGGGAUAACUUGUUGCCAAAUCCUUCUACGAUACGAAAUUGGUAUCGUGUAGUUGAUGGAUCUCCAGGUUUCACAACAGAAGCAUUAAAUGCCAUUGCAAAACGCAAGAAUAAUAAUAAUUCUAAACCUCUUAUUAUUAAUUUAGUUAUAGAUGAAAUGUCAAUAAAGGAAGAAAUGAUUUAUGAUAAAAAAAGACUUCACGGUGGUAUUGACUAUGGUAUUAUAGAAAAUGAUAACGAUUCUGCUUCUGCUGCUAAUAACAUGUUAGUGUUCAUGGCAGUAUCUCUAAAUGAUAGUUGGAAAGUUCCAAUUGGAUAUUUUUUAAUUAGAUCAUUAAACGGUUCAGAACGCGCGAAUUUGUUAACACUUGCAUUUGAACAAUUAAAUAAUAUUAAUUGUAAAGUUUUUUCCAUAACUUUUGAUGGUGCUUCAAGUAAUAUUAGUAUGUGUAAUGCUUUAGGUGCAAACUUGCAAUAUGAAGAAAAUUUCAAGCCAUUCUUUACAAAUCCUGUUACAUUAGAAAUAUGUUACGUGUUUUAUGAUCUAUGUCACAUGUUAAAAUUAGUGAGAAGUACUUUAGGUGACAAACAAAUUUUGAAAACAUCAAGUGGUGAAAGAAUUGAAUGGGCUCAUAUAGUUAAUCUUCACAAAUUACAACAAAAAGAAGGCUUGAAAGCUGCAAAUAAACUUACUAGUAAACAUAUUUAUUAUAACAAUAACAGAAUGAAUGUUAAGUUAGCAAUACAAACUUUAAGUGAAAGUGUAUACAAUUCACUUAUGUUUUUAUUAAACUUACCAGACCCUACAAUAAACAGUCAAUUUGCUAAUUGCAAACCAACUGCUGAGUUUUGCUUAAAUUUCAAUAACAUGGGUGAUAUAUUAAAUUGCAAAAAAUAAAUUUUCUCGUCAUAAGUUUAAUACACCAUUAACUUCUGAAAAUUAUGCACAACUACAAACACAUGCUAAAUACUUUGAAGAAUGUAUUAAUACAUUACAAGACGCAAAUGGCAUUCCCAUAUUACGAUCUGGUAGAAAAACUGGUUUCCUUGAACUAAUUGUAUGUUUAAGAAAUAUAUUUCCUUUAUUUGAUUGUUUAAAGACCUUCGGGAUGACAUAUUUGUUAACAUAUAAAUUAUCUCAAGAUUUUCUAGAAACAUUUUUUAGUGCUAUAAGGAGUCGUGGAGGAUUUAAUAACAAUCCUAAUGUUCUACAAGUAAAAAGUGCAUACAAACGUCUAUUAAUCAGGCAUGAAAUAAAACAGUUUGAUAUCGGCAAUUGUCUUUCAGAUAGUUUUGAAAUUUUGCACGUAUCAUCGAAUUCAAAAAAAAUUUAAUGUCCCAUAGUAAAUGAAGAAAUUGAAAACUAUGAUGAAGAAAUAUUGGCUUUUGAUCAUGACUAUAUGAAAACAAUGUGGCAGCUAACAUCAUAUGUAGACAAUAUAGUUCAAUAUAUAGCAGGAUAUAUUUGUAAUAAACUGUAUAACAUUAUAAAUUGUGAAAUAUGUAAAACUCAGUUAGUAGGUGAAAAAAUGCCUUUAUUAUCAGAACUUAAAAAUAGAGGGCCAUAUUUAAAACCAUCUGAUGAUGUUUGCAUUAUCUGUAAGGUAUCAGAAACCACAAUUCGGCAGUAUACGGACGAAUUAAAAAAAAAUAAUAUUAAACAGUUUUUAACAAAUAUCAUACUUCGUAGAUUAUCGUCUCCAUUUUCUAACAAUACCAUGCAAAAUCACAUAUUCACUCAAGAAAUAUUCGAUAACCAUAGAACGCAAUUGUGUAAACAUAUUGUAUCACUGUACAUUGAUGUAAGAUUGUUUCAUGAAGCCAAAAAUAUGUCUAGCAAAGACGAUUACGUUCGUCAAAAAUAUACAAAACUUAUUUUAUUUCAUCAUCAGUAAUAUUAAUACUCUAUAAUUAGGAUUGUGCAAAAUUUUGUACUUCUAAUAUAUGUAGUAUGUUGUGUUUUAUAAAUAAUAAAAACAUGUUCAAGUUAUAAA